GUUUGAACUCCAGAAGGGUCAUCAAGAUAAUCAACCCAACAUAUAAUACAAUAAUUGUUCAAAAUGUCCAUCAGCAUAUGGGUUUUCAUUGUGUUUUUCAUCUGUAUGGAGGAUCUUGUGAAUGGCGAGUGGGAUGAGAUAAAGACUGUGAUGGAGGGAGAUGUUCUCACUCUACAAACAAGAGACACUGAGAGUCUCAGUGAAGUAACAUGGCUGUAUAAAAGAGAUGAUCAAACUGUUCGUAUCGCACAGAUGUAUCAGGGUUAUGAGCCUUUUUAUGAGAUACUAACUGGCAGAGUGAAAAUGAACCCAAAGACUGGAGCUAUGACCAUCUGGAACAUCAGCAGCAGCGACUCUGGACUUUAUGAAGUUUCUUCCCACGGUGUCUCAGAGAAAAGGUUCAGAGUGGAUGUUUACAGGCCAGUGUCUGUGCCUGUCAUCAGGUCUCUUGUUAGUGUAAACCAAACUCAAGGUACUUUAAAGCAGCCACAGUCAAUGAAGGAGCUCUGCUCUGUGUUCUGCUCAGUAAGAAAUGAUCGAGGUGUGUUCAUCUCGUGGUAUAAAGGAGGUGAAAUGCUGAAUCAGACCAGCAAUCCUGAUCUCAACAUCAACCUCAGUUUACCAUUAGAGCUUCAUUAUAAUGAUCCAGAGACCUACAGCUGUACGGCUGCAAACCCAGUGAAUAACAAAACCGUCCGUCUUCACAUGAAAGAGAUCUGCCCACGACAGGAAGAUUGUGUGGGUCACUGUGGCGUCACUGAGGCUCUGGUUCGUCUGGUUCUGUCUGGUCUGGUGGGAAUCACCACCAUUGUGUUCCUGGUUGAGCAUCUGAGGUUCUGCUCAUUUCAGGGAAGAGCUGCUUUUGCUUGAUGAUGGUACUUUCAUUAAACGUCACAUUGGCCAAAAACGUGAUGGUGAUGGAAUGCUACGAGAACUGUUGGCAAUGAGGCUGAAAGUAUAAACUGAGGGCACCAUUUGAGACAGCAUGUUGACACUGAAGUUCAUGUUCAGGGAGAAAAAUCUGAAAAUUGAUCACCUACUAUUGACAGCCUUAAAAAAUACAAAUUUAAAAAAGGGAUGUUUGUCCCCUUCUAAAUAUGGAAACUGCCCAUAUUUAUCCCCUCAUUACGGAGCAGAACACAAUGCUGACAUUUUCUGUGGCUGCUUCAAAAAUCAAAGAAAUAUCCUAUUGAGUGGACACUGACGCAAUUAGAAGAAAAAAAAAAACUUUUAGGUAUUGACUUGUCUUAUCUAAAACCAAAAAUCGGUUAAUAAAACUGU
This is a messenger RNA of Onychostoma macrolepis, 1281 nucleotides long. Its product is annotated as CD48 antigen-like. Bases 64 to 870 code for a protein of 268 amino acids. The record is from RefSeq and is a predicted model, not a curated record. The transcript has 5 exons. NCBI's taxonomy places the organism in Eukaryota, Metazoa, Chordata, Actinopteri, Cypriniformes, Cyprinidae.